Hippocampus comes (tiger tail seahorse) is the source of this 1795-nucleotide messenger RNA. RefSeq names its product neuronal vesicle trafficking associated 1 (gene nsg1). Gene Ontology annotation, biological process: endosomal transport; clathrin coat assembly. Gene Ontology annotation, cellular component: membrane; endosome. Gene Ontology annotation, molecular function: clathrin light chain binding. Bases 260 to 820 code for a protein of 186 amino acids. NCBI's taxonomy places the organism in Eukaryota, Metazoa, Chordata, Actinopteri, Syngnathiformes, Syngnathidae. The transcript has 5 exons. The record is from RefSeq and is a predicted model, not a curated record.
UUACAUCACUUGCAGUGCAGCAUGCAGCAUAUAGAGGGGACUGAGGCAGCUUGGCCAUAUUGUGCACCAGCUCCUCUCUUCUCUUCACUCUUCUCUUCUCUCCUCCUCCUCAACAGCGGCUGCGUCACACAAUUCAGGCGCUUGGCGUGUGUGACACAAUCAACAACACACGGUGCCGUUGAAGGAGGGAAAGCCGCAGAAAUCGAAUCCAUUUUUCCAAACAUUACACUCGGCUGAAAAGGUUUGGUGUGUGCACAAAAUGGUUAAACUGGGGAAUAAUUUCAGUGAGAAAAACAACGGGAAGGUGGCCUCGGAAGACGGAUUUGACACAAUCCCCCUCAUCACACCUUUAGAUGCCAGCCAGCUUCAUUUCCCUCCACCGGACAAGGUGGUGGUGAAGACAAAGGCGGAUUAUGACGGCGAGAGCAAGAAGGGCAAGAUCAGAUCCCCCAAAAUCGCAGAGUUCUCGAUAAGCAUCAUCGAAGGCGUGUCUGAGCGACUGAAAGUGACCUUGUUGGUGAUCUGUGCUCUGGCCUUCCUGGUGUGUGUGGUGUUCCUGGUGGUCUACAAAGUUUACCAGUAUGAGCAGCCAUGCCCUGACAGCUUUGUGUACACGCAAGGUCGCUGCAUGCCGGCUGGGAUGUACGGCGGCAACUUCCCCCAUCAGGGCCCGGGGGGCCGCGGGCGCCUCUUCACCCUCAUCAACCACUACAACAUCGCCAAGCAGACCAUCACUCGGUCCGUAUCGCCGUGGAUGACCAUCAUGUCCGAGGAGAAGGUCACCCAGCAGGAGACGGAGACGGCACAGAAGCUGGCCUAACCCCACUGGGCGGAGCCUCGAUAAUAAAUAAUACGAUUGUGCCAUUCAAGCAAACCCGAGUGCUCGUCUUGCCCGAGGUGCUGCGCCGCCUUCAAGGUCGGCUGAAUGAGGCUUCUGCUGGGUUCAUGGUUUGUUUGAAUAGCAGAUGCUGUUAUUUAUUGAUACACAGUUGAUUGGGGGCAUACAUACAUGUAGAAAUGCCCCCCUGCCCACCACACACACACACACACACACACACACACACACACACACACACACACACUUGAUGUUAACAUUGUACAUACACACACACGUUAGAACUCAAUUUAGUGAAAUGACUGUGAGUUAUCAUGUUUGUGACACAUUUAGAUGAAGAUGCACGCACGACAAUUUUGCAGGGGUUUUUUUUUUCCAUUUUCAAUAGACCUUGUUUUGAACUCUGUAGUUAUCACGAAGCAAUGUUUGCAGCAUAAAUGCCACUGAGGUGUGGAACUUAAUUCUGUAGGCAAAAAAAAUGUCGGGAAAAAAAUCCAAGUGUUAUAUUCAGUUGUUAUAUGAAUUUUAAGAGCAACGUGGACGCGCUACGUCACUUACAAAUAAGCAAAUCAUGUUACUCUCUGCCAUUAGUUCAAAGCUGCGUCAAUAAUUGUAUUUGACAUCAAAACUGCUGCUUUUAAAAAUGACUUUUUUUCCUGUACAAAGCCGACUAAAUUGUUGUGACAAAAGGAUCGACGUCCACUGGCUGCACCAGCAACAAAUGUAUUUUGCACAAUUUUAGGUUGUGCAGUUUGACCCAAACUGCUUUCUGCAUCAAUGUUUUUUUUUUUGGAUGUAUCAAGUGUAUUUCUAAAAGAUUGCCACCCAUUUUGUGAACACAAUGUGCAUUUUUGCAAGCUACACAAGAUUGAAUUGAAAAGGCUGCGUUUCUCAGCAUAACUUUCAUGCUGCUCUACUGAAUGUUUUUGCUUUGAUAGUAAUGACGCUGUAUUGUGCAAC